AUGAAACGUAAACACUCCAUAACGGAGAGUAAUGCAACAAGAUUUGUCAUAGAUCGAAAUGACGCGGUACUAACGCUCGAAGGAUGUCCGGACGAAAUAUUAUUGUUGAUAUUGUCUUACUGCUCUCCAUUGGAUCUGUAUCAAGAACUGCUCAAUUUAAAUUCACGUUUUCGUCGUAUUAUCCUUGAUCCAAUUCAAAUGAAAUUAAAUAAACUCGAUUUUAGUAGCAAUCUGUCCAAAACAGAUUUCCAUCGUUUAUGUCAACUAUCGAUGGUUAAUCCAUCUGAAGUUGAAUACUUACGUCUAUCAAAUAGUGGCAUGUACGGUGCUGUUCACGUAUUUCUCAAGUCAUCUCGUUUCGGUCGUAUUCUAUCUCAGUUUGUUAAUCUAAAAUCUCUCGUACUUGUUGAGUUAACUGAGGCACAGUUGAACGAGGUUGUUGAUAAAGUCCUACAACAUUCAAUCGAAUAUUUGUCGAUUCAGACAAGGUUUACUCUUAAGACCGACAUCAUACUUUCUGUUCAGACACUAAAAUCAUUUUCAUUGUCGUUGCUGAAUACAGAUGAAGUGUUCGAUUUUGGUUCGUGUUGGAUGCUCUCCAGAUCAAACAUUAGUUCGUUAUCAAUUGAUAAUGGAUGCUCUUAUCCAUCAUGUCUAAUCCUUUUUCGCUUUCUACCAAAUCUUCGCUCAUUAAAUAUUUGUAUCACACAUUUCGAUUCCGAGCAAGCACCGCCGAUUAAUCUCAAAUAUUCAACUGGUCCACUGCCGAAAUUGACACAUUUCGCAUUGAAGAAUGGAUGUGGUGUUCCCUACCAUUGUAUGGAAUCACUCAUUAAACUCACUGGAUCAAAUCUUACACAUUUAUUGUAUACAUGCCCGAAAGUUCAUGAUAUCUCCGAGAUGACUGGCGAACGAAUAAAGACUCAACUUCUGUCAGCUUUGCCAAAACUGAAAGCAUUUCACUACAAUUGUACCUAUUUAAAUGUGCCUGCCACACUUGAUUUUUGCUGCAUCGCACUAUCAUUUCAACAAAUAACACGAUGGAAUUUUCAAUGCGAUUAUCAAGCAGAACGGGGAGAAGCUCAUGUUUACACGGUACCAUUGACAAAAACAAAAUAUUUCAAAACAAAUUUAUAUCAAACGCACACAAAUUAUGAGUCAACUGCACGGUAUACUUCCUUUCAGUGUUUUAAAGAUAUUGCAUGA
This is a messenger RNA of Didymodactylos carnosus, 1206 nucleotides long. The record is from the annotation of a GenBank genome assembly. Lineage: Eukaryota; Metazoa; Rotifera; Eurotatoria; Philodinida; Philodinidae.